GUGCUCCGGCCCAGGCAGCACCCACAAGAUCGCCCGUCUCCGACAGCUCAGUGCCAAGGCGCCAACUCAACCUGCUGGCUUCAGCACCUCCCCACCAUGGCCUCCAAGAAGCUGAUGAACUCGGUGGCAGGCUGUGCCGACGAUGCCCUGGCUGGCCUGGUGGCCUGCAACCCCAACUUGCAGCUCCUGCAGGGCUACCGCGUGGUCCUCCGCUCUGACCUGGACAGCCUCAAGGGCCGGGUGGCAUUGCUGUCGGGUGGGGGCUCCGGCCACGAGCCUGCCCACGCUGGUUUCAUAGGGAAGGGGAUGCUGACGGGGGUCAUCGCGGGAGCUGUGUUCACCGCCCCGGCAGUGGGCAGCAUCCUGGCAGCCAUCAGGACAGUGGCCCAGGUGGGCACAGUGGGAAUCCUCCUCAUCGUGAAGAACUACACUGGGGACCGGCUGAACUUCGGCCUGGCCCGGGAGCAGGCCCGGGCUGAGGGCAUCCCCGUGGAGAUGGUGGUGAUUGGGGAUGACUGUGCCUUCACGACCGUGAAGAAGGCGGGCAGGCGGGGGCUCUGUGGCACGGUGCUCAUCCACAAGGUGGCAGGUGCCCUGGCUGAGGCCGGGGUGGGGCUGAAGGAGAUCACAGAGCGGGUGAACGUGGUUGCCAAGGCCAUGGGAACCCUGGGAGUGAGCUUGUCCUUCUGCAGUGUCCCUGGUUCCUCCAAACCCACCUUUAAUCUUGCAGCUGAUGAGGUAGAGCUGGGCCUGGGCAUCCACGGGGAACCCGGUGUGCGCCGGAUCAAGAUGGCCAGCGCCGACCAGAUCGUGGCGCUCAUGCUCGACCACAUGACCAACUCCUCCAGCGUGUCGCAUGUGUCUGUGCAGAGUGGCUCCUCGGUAGUGCUGAUGGUGAACAACCUGGGCGGCCUGUCGGUCCUGGAGCUGGGCAUCGUGGCCGACGCAGCCGUCCGCACUCUGGAGGGCCGCGGGGUGAAGGUUGCCCGUGCCCUGGUGGGCACCUUCAUGUCAUCGCUGGAGAUGCCGGGCCUCUCCCUCACCCUUCUGCUGGUGGAUGAGCCCCUGCUGAAACUGAUAGAUGCUGAGACGACCGCGUCGGCCUGGCCAAACACGCCCAAGGUCUCCGUGACGGGGCGGAAGCGGACUCGGGCAGCCCCCUCCCGGCCCUCAGAGGCCCCUGACUUCACCACAGAAGGCUUGCUCUCGAAGCGGAUGGCGCUCGUGCUGGAGCGGGUGUGCACGACCCUCCUGGACCUGGAGGAGUACCUGAACGCCCUGGACCGUGUGUCUGGCGACGGGGACUGUGGGACCACCCACAGCCGCGCUGCCCGAGCCAUCCAGGAGCAGCUGAGGGAGGGUCCACCCCCUGCCAGUCCUGCCAAGAUGCUCUCCGAAUUGUCCCUCCUGCUGCUGGAGAAGAUGGGAGGCUCGUCCGGGGCACUCUAUGGCCUGUUCCUGACUGCCGCGGCCCAGCCCCUCAAGGCCAGCACUGACCUCCCAGCCUGGUCUGCUGCCAUGGAUGCCGGCCUGGAGGCCAUGAAGAAGUAUGGGAAGGCUGCCCCAGGAGACAGGACUAUGCUGGAUUCUCUCUGGGCAGCAGGACAGGAGCUCCAAGCCUUGAGGCACCCAAACGCUAAUCUGUUCCACAUCCUGACCAAGGCAGUGGAGAGCGCAGAAGCUGCGGCCCAGGCCACCAAGGACAUGACAGCUGGAGCUGGGAGAGCCAGUUACAUCAGUUCUAUGAAGCUCGACCAGCCAGACCCCGGGGCAGUGGCCGCCGCGGCCAUUCUCCGGGCCAUCCUGGAGGUCUUGCAGAACCUGGAGAGUUUGUGAGUGCCACUCUCACUACUGUGCAGAGGCUGCCA
This is a messenger RNA of Myotis daubentonii (Daubenton's bat), 1868 nucleotides long. RefSeq names its product triokinase and FMN cyclase (gene TKFC). The record is from RefSeq and is a predicted model, not a curated record. The coding region runs from base 97 to 1836 and encodes 579 amino acids. Gene Ontology annotation, molecular function: glycerone kinase activity; ATP binding. Gene Ontology annotation, cellular component: cytosol. NCBI's taxonomy places the organism in Eukaryota, Metazoa, Chordata, Mammalia, Chiroptera, Vespertilionidae. The transcript is spliced from 17 exons. Gene Ontology annotation, biological process: glycerol catabolic process.